AUGUGGGAUGUAUGGAAUGAGUCGUUCUGGUUACCAGAGAACGUCUCGUGGACGGACAUGAAAGACUCUGAUAGCAUACAUUAUCCUCAUGUUGCUGACCUCAUCUAUACUGUUGUAUUUGGUUUUGCACUAUUGACAAUACGGCUCGUUUUGGAAUCAUUCGUCUUCCUUCCAAUCGGAUGGUUGGGAGGAUGGAUUUGCUCACCUUUACUACCACGCAUUUGGAUGCAUAUAACAGGGAAGUUAUUAGGCACUUUAUUUAAUCAAGAUCAUUGA
Angiostrongylus costaricensis is the source of this 276-nucleotide messenger RNA. The record is from the annotation of a GenBank genome assembly. Lineage: Eukaryota; Metazoa; Nematoda; Chromadorea; Rhabditida; Metastrongylidae.